Messenger RNA from Pseudophryne corroboree (corroboree frog), 3514 nucleotides. RefSeq names its product calcium voltage-gated channel auxiliary subunit gamma 1 (gene CACNG1). Gene Ontology annotation, cellular component: L-type voltage-gated calcium channel complex; membrane. The transcript has 4 exons. Gene Ontology annotation, molecular function: calcium channel regulator activity; voltage-gated calcium channel activity. Gene Ontology annotation, biological process: calcium ion transmembrane transport; regulation of calcium ion transmembrane transport via high voltage-gated calcium channel. NCBI's taxonomy places the organism in Eukaryota, Metazoa, Chordata, Amphibia, Anura, Myobatrachidae. The record is from RefSeq and is a predicted model, not a curated record. Bases 106 to 786 code for a protein of 226 amino acids.
AGGCUUGCUCUCACUCACACACACACUUGCCAGAGCUCAGAAGACAACGGGACAAAUUUCCAAGCAGCCAGCACACGCCAAGAUCCCGAAGUUCUGGUCGUCAAAAUGAUGGAACUUAAAGCCCUUAAGAUUCGGGUCACCUUCUGCAUUAUCUUGGUUGGGGUGUCCCUGAUGCUGGCUGCUGUUAUGAGUAACCACUGGGCUGUUAUGAGUCCUAAAGUGGACGAUUUCACCGUGCCCUGCGAAGUGGCACAUUUUGGGCUGUGGAAAUUGUGCACUAAGAAAAUAGUUGUGGAAGGGAAUGAUGUGAUCAGCAAGGUGUGUGGCCCACUCAGUCUUCCUGGAGACCUUAGUUGCUCAUAUUUCAAACACUUCACAUCAGGAGAAAAUGCUGAGAUCCUAGAAGUCACAACGCAGAAAGAGUACAGCAUUUCUGCAGCUGCGAUUGCCAUAAUUGGGGUUGGCUUCAUGACAAUGGGCACAGUGUGUACUCUACUUUCUUUCAAGCAAAAACUGGACUAUCUCCUGAAACCAGCUGGACUCUUCUAUGUGUUUGCAGGGCUGUGUAUGAUUAUCUCAGCUGAGGUCAUCAGACAGUCCGUGCACCGGAUGAUUGACAGCAAAGAGACCGUCUGGAUUGAGUACUAUUACUCCUGGUCUUUCGCCUGUGCAUGCUCAGCUUUCGUCCUCCUCUUUAUCUGCGGAAUUGCUCUGGUGAUCAUCUCCUUACCUCGGAUGCCCAGGAACCCAUGGGAGUCUUGUAUGGAUGCAGAGCCUGAAAUCUAAGAGUCCGUAGAUGGGAUUACUGCUGAAACAUUGAAGAGAAAUGUUGAGGAGGGGAUUAAAAUGGGUUUGGAGGCAAGAGAAUGUUCUUUUUACAAGACGCCAAAGACUGCUGCUUCUCAGAUUUCUCAUAUAUGCUCUGUUGAUUUUAUCUCCAUAGCCUGCUCAUUUGGAUGAAGAAGCUUUCUUACUGUAUAUAGAUAUAUAGGGAUGGUUAUAUAGUCGAUGAUUUAGUAAAAUGCAGGUAUGAGUGCAGUAUUCACUCUGUAACCUCCACUGUUGACUACUCACAACUGAGUUUUUGCCAGCCUCACCUCACCUCGCACUGCUGAGUUUCAGUAUAAAUGGAGACGGACACAGUUACAGUGUUGUAUUUAAAUUAUUAUUUCACUACUUUCAAAUAGCUUAGACAACCUGAUGCCAAGGCCUCUAGUGAAAAAUGUCUCUGUAAGAGAAAUAUUUCUAGCAGCCAAACUGUGACAGAUUCCUAAAAUGGUCCCAUCGCCUACAUAUUAAACCAAUAUCUGAACAGGCAGCCUAUAAAUAAACAUUGGUUACAUUUAUAGUUUAUUACAAAACUGCAUAGUUCCCUCUUUAUUUAUGCGUUACAUGCCUGCUUAAAGGCUCAGUGACAGGAGCUAUCUUCCUUUCUGGUUUCAAAUGUCCAUGACUGUGGCCCACUGGUGUCCUGUCAUCCAUGCUCCCUGUGCUACUGACAAGUAUUGUACGGUAGCAUGGAUCUGUAAGAAGUCUUAAGCUAACACUGCCAUUUUACUACACAGGGUCCUUCUAGUCAUCAUCAGAUCACCUGGUGAUUUGUUACUUUACAGACGUGAACAUUAAUACAGUUCAAUUGCAGACCACUUUGUGUUCAUAGACCAUUCAUAGACCAACAAAAAGUUGUAUAAUUAAUAUAUAUAAUUGACAAAUAAAGGGAUAGACAAUUAUGUUGUCUCUUACUAGCCAUGCUGUGAUAUUUGUGUCAUGGAGUGCUGGAUUAAGACACCAUGGGGCCCAAUGGAAUAUAAAAGUUUGGGCCCCCUAACUCCUCCAUUUGUCAAAACUCCCCCAAAAAACAUAUAUAAUGAGUUAGGGUAAUCUGAGCCCUUUAGCACACAAUGUGCCCUAGAUGGGAACCUAGAUUGCACGAUGGAUAUAUUUUCAUACUCUUCCAGACUAUUUGGGAAACUCACAAACCCUGGCAAAGCAGACCAGCCUCUCGAAUCUAGAGAGAAGUGGGUGGGCUUAAUUCGUGGAGAGUAGCGGGGGAAGGAGAGUGAUCACGUAAUUUGCAGUGUCAUAAACUCCCCUUCCCCCGGUCAUGCUACCAAUAACUACUCCAAUGCAGCCAUUAAAUCCAUCAAUACUCCCUAUCCCUAUCAGCUGCCUGGCUGAAACCAUGACAGUGGCACAAUGUAAACAUUACUCCGAGGAUAACACAUCAGUAAGAGACAGGAGUAAUUCAGACACGUACGAUUUUGUUUUUUUGUUAUUUUAUCAUUUUUAUGAACAAAUGGAAUGUUAAGUGGGAGAAUUUAGCAGUGAUGUCUAAUAUUGUAGGUUGGGUAGCAUCUGUGAAUGAUUACAGCUUUGUAUAAGUACAAAUGUCUUUAACCUUAAACAUAACAAUAAAGAAAAAGUUAAUUGUUAUUUGAGAGUGGAAGUAGUGUGGGAAUGUGUCCAUAUAACAUCAACUGCUGUAUGACGUGCCCACUUACACACCUGACACCUGCUUUCUGAGAGGUACUUAUAUCACACCCAUUCCAUUUACUAACCCAUUAUGUAAUUGUAAAAUAUAUCACAAUGUGGAUCUCUUAGCAUCAGAGAAAAGGGUCUUGGAAAUGGGUGUGUAUCGCGUAACUGGCGGUCGGGAGACCGCCAAUCACUAUAUCGACGCCGGGAUUCCGGCAUUGAGAUGCCCAGCAGGAGGGGGGGGGGGGGGCAGUGCAAUGAAGCCCCUUGUGGGCUCUAUGGUGAACGCAAGUUCUAUUCCCACUUUAUGGGUGUCGUGGGGAUAGUCCCUGAUAGUCGGCAUGCCAACUGUAGGGAUUGUGAGGGAACGGGAUGUACAGUAGGUGCCAGUAUUGUGACUGGCAGCCGGUCACAUAACUACAUCCCUUGGAAAUAACAGUUAUUCUAGGGCUUCAAGUCUAAUGGGCCCUAACCAUACCGAUACGGCAGAUGUGCGACCCAGAGGCGGACUAGAGGUGACGUGGGAGUGAAAUUUCUUCACUCCUCCCGUCACCUGGCUCCAUAUACGUGCAUGCUAAUAUGGACGAGAUUGUCCAUAUUGGCCUGCAUGAACAAGCGACCCAGCACCAACGAUGAACGAGCGUGGGGCUGCGCAUCGUUCAUCGUUGGUGCCUACACACUGAACGAGUUCUCGUUCAUUAAUGAACGAGAACGUUCAUAUCGAUCAGUGAAAUCGCUAAGUGUGUAGGGCCCAUAAAGCGUGGGACACCCCCAAGCCAGCCCAGCCAAACUACCCCAAGGCAUCACACUAGUGAUAAAAGAGAAGUGGACAGGAGUUUUAGAAAGAUACGAGUAGCUACUACUAUAUAGUGGGUUUGAUCACUGCAUUCAUAGGAACAUUUACAAUGUCCAAAUUAGAAGCUGGUGAGGUUUCUUCUCUCUAUCAGUAAUCAUUGCACUGUCUGUUACUUUGUUUCAAGUUUGUUUCAUUGUAAAUCACACUGAUUUAUUGCAGCUAUGAGUAAAUUGUAUUAUAUGA